Suricata suricatta (meerkat) is the source of this 1292-nucleotide messenger RNA. RefSeq names its product charged multivesicular body protein 3. NCBI's taxonomy places the organism in Eukaryota, Metazoa, Chordata, Mammalia, Carnivora, Herpestidae. Gene Ontology annotation, biological process: endosome transport via multivesicular body sorting pathway; late endosome to vacuole transport; protein transport. The transcript has 6 exons. Gene Ontology annotation, cellular component: ESCRT III complex; multivesicular body. The coding region runs from base 145 to 810 and encodes 221 amino acids. The record is from RefSeq and is a predicted model, not a curated record.
AUGCGCACCACCUUCCUUGUGGCCGCCUUUUACCCUGGCGUCUAGGCUCCUUUCCUCAGGCCCGCCCCGCCCAGGCGGCUGUCCGGGACCUGCCUGGGCGCGGGGAACGGAAAGUCAGAAGGGGCAAGACGAGUUCAGUUCGCCAUGGGGCUGUUUGGGAAAACCCAGGAGAAGCCGCCCAAAGAACUGGUCAAUGAAUGGUCAUUGAAGAUAAGAAAGGAAAUGAGAGUUGUUGACAGGCAAAUACGAGACAUACAAAGAGAGGAAGAAAAAGUAAAACGGUCAGUGAAAGAUGCUGCCAAGAAGGGCCAGAAGGAUGUCUGUGUAGUUCUGGCCAAGGAGAUGAUCAGGUCAAGGAAGGCUGUGAGCAAGCUCUAUGCUUCGAAAGCUCACAUGAACUCCGUGCUCAUGGGGAUGAAGAACCAGCUGGCGGUUUUGCGAGUGGCCGGUUCCCUGCAGAAGAGCACAGAAGUGAUGAAGGCCAUGCAAAGCCUUGUGAAGAUCCCAGAAAUCCAGGCCACCAUGAGAGAGCUCUCCAAAGAGAUGAUGAAGGCUGGCAUCAUAGAAGAAAUGUUAGAAGAUACUUUUGAAAGCAUGGAUGAUCAGGAAGACAUGGAAGAAGCAGCAGAAAUGGAAAUCGACAAAAUUCUGUUUGAAAUCACAGCAGGGGCCUUGGGCAAAGCACCUAGUAAAGUGACGGAUGCCCUUCCAGAGCCUGAACCUUCAGGAGCGAUGGCUGCAUCAGAGGAUGAGGAGGAAGAAGAGGCCCUGGAGGCCAUGCAGUCCCGUUUGGCCACACUCCGAAGCUAAUGGCUGCCUAGCUGGGCCCUCGGGCUCAUUCAUGGCCCACCAACCCGCAGUGGGCACACUCCUCUGAAGCAGUCACCAUGUUAUGUAUCUCUUGCACUACACCUCUGAAUGAGGCACUUUUUUUCUGAGAAGGUUCUCUGCUACUAUCUCUUCACUUUGCAGAGGUUUUGGGAUCCCAACAGGAUUAUCCUUCAGAGGUGGGGUUAUAAAUGCAUCAUUUCAUGCAUAUAAAUAGAAGUAUCUUUUGGCGGUGGGGGGGAGGGCAAAGGAAUCUGUCUUCUUACGAUGCAUCCUUUUCAGGAGUAUAAACAGGUAUCUUCUGUACAGAAGGGCAAAGGAAUCUGUCUUCUCCCAAAGCACUUCUGAGGAUAGAGUUGGCCUGAAUGUUGAGGACUCUCCAUUUUUUUUUUUUUUUUGGUCUCUAAAACACUAUAUAAAAUGAAUUUUAAUAAAUUUCUGCUUUAACACUUGGUCUCAUUGUA